Messenger RNA from Knipowitschia caucasica, 957 nucleotides. The record is from the annotation of a GenBank genome assembly. Lineage: Eukaryota; Metazoa; Chordata; Actinopteri; Gobiiformes; Gobiidae.
AUGGGUCAGGCACUUUGGAGACUGCCUCCCAGACAACAACACCAGCUUCAAGAAGAGCUGGCAGACCUGGCUGAGCAAGCAGGACGAGGAGGCGACCCAGGCAGAGAUGGAGGCCAGAGAAGAGGUCCUCAGCCGUGCUACAGCCCCGACAUCUACCAUCUGUUAAGGUCACGCAGAGGAGGUAAAUCGCAGCACGGCUUCAUCGACCUGGAGAUGCUGCCUCCGGAGCUGGGCAUCACCAUCCUGUCGUACCUGAACGCCACUGACCUGUGCCUGGCCAGCUGCGUGUGGCACGGCCUGGGCAACGACGAGUACCUCUGGCAGGGACUGUGCAAGUCGACGUGGGGCCACUGCUCCAUCUACAACAGAACACUACCUGAAGGAUUCUCCUACAGACGACUUUACCUCCAGCUCGACGAAGGCUGUCUGACCUUCAACGCCAACCCACAAGAGGGCGUAGAUUACUUCCUGUCCAAAGGGAUUCUGGUGGACCACGCCACAGAACUCGCCAAGUUCAUUUUCUACACGCGGAGGCUCAACUGGAAGAUGCUGCGGAUUUAUCUGGACGAGAGGCGAGACGUCCUGGACGAGUUGGUGACGCUUCAUAACUUCAGUAACCAGUUCCUUCCCAACGCUCUGCGGGAUUUCUUCAGACACAUCCACGCUCCGGAGGAGAGGGGGGAGUAUCUGGAGACCCUCAUCACCAAGUUUAGCCACCGCUUCUGCACCUGUAACCCUGGGCUGGUGCGCGAGCUCGGCCUCAGUCCUGAUGCGGUGUACGUGCUGUGCUACAGUCUGAUCCUGCUGUCCAUCGACCUCACCAGUCCGCACGUCAAAAACAAAAUGUCCAAGCGAGAGUUCAUCCGCAACACGCGCCGCGCCACUCACAACGUGUCCGACGACUUUGUGGGACACCUUUACGACAACAUCUACCUGAUCGGACACGUGGCAGCCUAG